UGGGUCUUGUGGCAGCGGACGCUUUGAACUUGACUAACCGGGAAGAAAAGCAGAGCUGCUUUCCGGAAGACGUGAGCAAAAAUUAACGUAAAUAAGGGAACAGCCGACAAAGCAAGGCUUUUUCCUUUAAUUUAUAAUAAAGAACUCGGGAAUUAUCCCCCAACAGCCCUGGUAUUGGACAGGGAGGGGAAGGAAGGCGCGGCCAGCGCCUCCCGCUCGGGCAGCAGCGGUGGUAGCGCCCGGGCUCGUGGCUUGGCGCGCGGUUCGAAAAGCGCGGGGCGCGCGCGCUGGCUCUGAGGGCUCCUUUCCUCUCUCGCGCCGGCUCCGAGCUCUCACUGCCCUUCCCCUCAGCGCCGGUUCCGAGCUCUCACUGCCCUUCCCCUCAGCGCCGGUUCCGAGCUCUCUCUGCCCUUCCCCUCAGCGCCGGCUCCCUCCGCCUCUCCCUCAGCGCCGGCUGUCCGCGGCUGUGGCGGCUGCCGGGGCUUGCGGAGCUCCCGACUGCGCUGCUUGGACACCGUUCCGCCCCUGUGUCUCCUGCGAGCCUCGGCGCGGCUCAGCACCGGCUCCUCGGACCAGUCGCGAUUUCGGCCUCGCCCUGAGAGCUCUGAAGGUCCGCAGGGAAGCAGCGGACACGGAACGCAGCAUUUCGGUUCUCACAAGCGCUCCAAAGCGCUUCCCAGCACCUCUUGUGGCAGCAUAAAGUCAAAUACUCGGGGGUGUAAACGGGCAGUAACAGUAGUUCUGAGAAAUGGAUGAGAGCACUUUUCAAGCUUAUGAAGAAGAAAUUCAGGCCCUGGAAGAAGAAAUUAGGCUGUUGACAGAAAAGUAUGAAGAUAUCCGACAAGAAUCCACCUUCUUUUCUGAGGAGGAGAUACUGAAGUCAAUAAAAUCAUUCCAAAGAGAAACUCAGGGAGAAACCAAAGGACAUGACUCUCCAUCAGACCUGAAAGCUCAGCUUGAAAGUCUAGAAACAAAUCUCUCAUUUUUAAUGGAGUUUACUGGGUUUCAUUUCACAAGUCAUUCCAAGAAAACAGUGGAAAAAACUAGAGACAGGACGGUGCAGAAGCAUAGAUUAUCAGGGAAGUGUUACUCCCUGUCUUUUCAACUGGAAUUCCAGCUUCUUGAAAUGCAGAACAAUGAGAAAGUGUCUGCUGUUGUUAGUGAUCUCAGCAUUAUAAUGGAAUCCAGAGAAGAUUCAAAUGUGAGCAAGUUUGUUUCAAGCGCUGAAGAACGUGGAGAUCUUCUAACAUUUUUCAGAAGCCUUUUAACCUAUGCUGAGUGGCAUGAGCAUCGUAGACGGACCUUCCUGCAUUUCAAGGCCAAGUAUCCUGACAUUGUGACCCUUCCAGAAGGACUGCUGGGAGAUUUUAUCAUUCUAAAGGACCCCAAAAUUUCUGGGUUUGAAUUGAUGAUUGUCUGGAAGAUCCAUCUGGAUAAAGAAGGGACCACGACACCUGUCCUGGAUCUUCUGCCCAAGGCACCAAAGCAAGUCCUGGAGCAGAGGAUGAGUGUGGAGAGCAUCCCUGGCAAGUUCCGGAGUGCGCUUCGGCUCUUCGGGAUCGAGGCAGCCAUCGAGAACCUGAUCAAAGUGGUGGGCUCAGAAAAAUGAAUGCCAGCAUUACUUACACCAGGCAGCAAUUUCAAAAGUAGUUUUAAUUAAGAUAUUGUGUUACACAGUCUAUAAUUUUAUUGAAUAUAAACAUUAAGUUAUUUUCCAUUUAGAAACCAUACUCAUAAAACAUGCUAUCUGUACAAUUAUGGCACGUUAUAUAUAAAUUGUCAUGACAUGAAAAUAAAUACAGCCAUUUAAAUACAAAAAUGCCAAAUAAAAUAGUUACAUGUACAGAGUGAUUUCAUUAUAAA
Messenger RNA from Parus major (Great Tit), 1863 nucleotides. RefSeq names its product centromere protein P (gene CENPP). Gene Ontology annotation, cellular component: chromosome, centromeric region; nucleus. Lineage: Eukaryota; Metazoa; Chordata; Aves; Passeriformes; Paridae. The record is from RefSeq and is a predicted model, not a curated record. The coding region runs from base 749 to 1609 and encodes 286 amino acids. Gene Ontology annotation, biological process: CENP-A containing chromatin assembly. The transcript has 9 exons.